CGUUAGUGAGGGUGGGAGCUGUGCCCACCCGCAGUCACUGCUUCACAGAGACAGAGUUUGUAUCUCAUAGCAUGUACGGCUGCGUUUCUCCGAGACACUAAUGUUCUCUAACGUUCAGUGAAUACUAUCUUGAAAAAGGGACUUACAGAUAACCACUGUGUUAAAGAAAUCUUUCAGAAGUAAUAAUUUAUAAUUAGGGCUACCACUUCGCCUGCUGGUGACGAGGACGAAGUAGUCAAGUUUUACAUCAUAUUCUCCACAAGACCUUUUUCGUUUAGUUCUAUCCCCUUCACCAGUACUCACUGCCGUCAAGUUCACACUCGUCAACGCCAAAUUUUCCUGUUAUUCGACAUCAAGUUACCCGCCAUUCGUUGACACAAAAUUUCUCUGCUCAUCGAUACCAAGUUUCCAUACUCGUCGAAGCUCAGUCCCUCUACCAACACCAAGUUCCCUAGUCGACACUAGGUGCCCCUUCGAGUUUUUUCCCGUGUACGUCAAGUUGCACCAUUGACACCAAUUUCCUUCGCGGACGUCGGUCUCCUCCCUGCCCGCCAUACCUCCUUCAAAAUGCCUGACUCGAGAUUCAUCGCUCAAGACAAUUUUAACCUCAACUGUGCCGGGGAGCCAGACACACUGGAGCCUCACAUGCGCGACACCAUCAAAGAAAACGACAUUCUCAUCUGGAUCUACAACAUGAUAGAUGAGGCUGCCAGGGUAGACUUCGAGUUCUUCCUUAAAGACGGUUGUAUCCUCUGCAAGUUAAUGAACCGCAUCAAGCCUGGUUGUAUCCCCGAAGACAGCAUCACGUGGGAGGGCGCGCGUAGCAAGCAGAUCAACAUACGCAACUUCCUGGAGCAGGCAGAGACGUAUGGCGUACCUAAGGCCAAACUCUUCCACGUAGAGGAUUUGCUGCACCUCAGACACAUUCCCAGGGUCACUAGGUGCAUCUACGCCUUGGCCAAGUUGGUAGCCGAGGAUCCUAACAUGGGCCCCGACUGCCCCAGGUUAGGGGACGAACCUAGCUUUAUGAAGGAGCAACCCAAGAAGAAGGUGGACAUCCCAGGUCACAGGGACACCAAGGAGGUCAUGGCGCAACUCACGGCAGAGAAGCGUAAGGAGGAGAAGAAAGCAAUCAAGCAUUCUCUCUACCAGUGAGGAAGAAAUGAAGGAAAGAUAAAGUAGAAAGGGAAGAGGUAUAUUCCUAGAGACAGGAUGCAGAGGAAAUAGGAAGCCUCAGGUUUAUGCAGGGCCAAUUCCCAUUUUGGAUAAAUUUUUCUAAGCGAAUAUUAAACUACAGUAUUCUUGGUUUCGGCGAGUAGGCUCUUCCAUGUUUCUUACUCUAAGACAAUUUCCUGUAUGUUGUGCACACCGGUUUGUCGAGGCUGAAGCUGCCUAUUUUAUAUGUCACGUUGGACCUUUCAAAGAAGUGCAUGAUGACACUGACUUUGCAAGUGUCAUGAUGGGAUGAACGUAGGGAAACGUACAGGAAGAGAGAGAUGUGUUUGGCAAGGAAUUGAUAAACACAAGCAUGGUAGGUAAACAUAUAAAAAAAAAGAAUGAAGGGAGGCAGCAAAAAGUGGGAAGCAGGAGAGAGAAGUACUCUUCAUUUUUUUUAAAUCAGAG
This is a messenger RNA of Cherax quadricarinatus, 1623 nucleotides long. Its product is annotated as myophilin. Gene Ontology annotation, cellular component: actin cytoskeleton. Gene Ontology annotation, molecular function: actin filament binding. Gene Ontology annotation, biological process: actin filament organization. Lineage: Eukaryota; Metazoa; Arthropoda; Malacostraca; Decapoda; Parastacidae. The record is from RefSeq and is a predicted model, not a curated record.